AUGUUUGGACUGGCACUACGUUUCUCUCCAGACAAAGACAUGGGCUCCGGAGACAGUUUGAAGUUUGCUGUGCUAAUUGGUAUCUUUGUGGUUUUUAAGGUGCAAGCUGUUCCUGUGCUUAGGGGUGACAAUGCAGAUGCAGGUGAACUGAGGGAUGACAUACCUGAGAUCAACAGAGGUAUGUUAGAGCACCUCUUUGAGGGAGAUAUUGCUGGUAAUCCCAGUAGAAAUGCAAUCCUUGAUCAAACGAGAAGAUGGAAGUUUCCCAUCCCCUAUGUCUUAACUGAUUCCUUAGAUCUGAAUGCUAAAGGUGUGAUUCUUCAGGCUUUUGAGGAAUACCGUUUGAGAUCCUGUGUGGACUUCAAGCCCUAUGAGGGAGAGAGCAGCUACAUUUCCUUCACCAAGCUCUCUGGAUGCUGGUCAUUUGUUGGAGAUGAUAAAGUAGGUCAGAAUUUAUCCAUUGGGGCUGGGUGUGACACCAAGGCCAUUGUGGAGCAUGAGCUUCUCCACGCUUUGGGUUUUUACCAUGAACAGUCUCGUUCAGAUAGAGACGACUAUGUUAGGAUCUGGUGGGACCAGAUUGAAGAAGGGAAGGAGCAUAAUUUCAAUAAGUAUGAGGAUGAUUUCAUCACUGAUCUCAACACACCAUAUGAUUAUGAGUCUGUUAUGCACUACAGGCCAUUGUCUUUCAACAAGAAUUUGAGCAUCCCUACAAUCACUACCACCAUACAGUACUUUAAUGAGAUCAUUGGCCAGCGGUUUGACUUCAGCGCUGUAGACAUCACCAGGCUCAACCGCAUGUAUGACUGUGCCAACACGCACACUCUCUUGGACCAGUGCUCGUUUGAGCUGAACAACAUCUGUGGAAUGAUCCAGAGCGAGGAAGACAAUGCAGACUGGGUACAGACCUUGGGUGUUCCAGCUGAAACCGAUCAUACACUAGCAGGGCGCUGCAGAGAUUCUGGCUACUUCAUGAAGUUUGACACAUCUUCUGGUGUAGUUGGAAGCAGUGCCUUGCUGGAGUCACGUAUUCUCUACCCCCGGAGAGGCGAACAGUGCCUGCACUUCUUCUACAAGAUGACUGGACCAGCUGGGGACAAACUGGUGAUAUGGAUCAGGACUGAUGAUGGGACAGGGACUGUAAACAGUCCUAAGAAAAUCCACACCAUCACUGGUGAUGGAGAUGAUGCCUGGAAAAUUGCCCAUGUGACACUCAAGGUCACAGACAAGUUCCGUUAUUUCUUCCAAGGCAUCAGAGGAUCAGCUGACUCCUUGGGCGCCAUCUUAAUCGAUGACAUCACUCUUACUGAGACCAUUUGCCCUAGCGCUGUCUGGCAAAUUCACAAUUUCACAGGCCUCCUUGACUCAACUUCUCUUGGCAGUUCAGUUAAAAGUAAAUGCUUUUACAACUCGGAGGGCUACUCAUUCGGUAUCAGUAUUUACCCAAAUGGAAGAGAGGAGGCCUACCCAGGCUAUCUUGGCGUAGCCUUGCACCUCUGCAGUGGAGAAAAUGAUGCAGUGAUGCAGUGGCCAGCCCAAAACAGGCAGGCGGUGAUUGCUGCCAUGGACCAGGACCCUGACAUUAAACUCAGGAUGUCUUCUACAAGAAGCUUCACCACAAACACUUCUGCCUAUUGGAACAGACCAACAGCCACAUCAGGAGCAACAUUGGAUACCACCUGCCAGUGCUACCGUGGUCGGGAUUUUGGCUGGAGCACAUUCAUUUCUCACAAGCAUCUGCACAGAAGGAGCUUCCUCAAGAACAAUGACCUCAUCAUUACUGCUGAUCUUACCGAUUUGACCCACCUGAUCAAGACUGAGGUACCUGUCAAACCAACCACACAAAGUAAUGAGUUUGCAGAUGAAAAGCCAAUCAAUGAGGUGCAAAUGAAACCGGAGGUUCUAAAACACAGAGAAGCACGUUCUGCCAACCCCUGUCAACCCAAUCCAUGUUUUAAUGGAGGCGUGUGUGUGGAGAGUGAAGGGAAAGCUUCCUGCAGGUGUGCAACAAGCCAGGCCACUUACUACUCUGGAAAAAGAUGUGAGGAGCUGAGCGUGAACAGAAGCAUUCUGGGAGCUCUGAUUGGUGGCACAGCCGGGACCGUAGUUCUGACACUGACCAUUUUAACUGUCAUCAGGAGAGCUCAUUGGGGGACUCUGGGAGUAGUGGCCCCACUCCACCUUCCUUACGGGGAGAAGCUGGAGAUUCCCUUGGAGAUACGAUGUAAAAUGCGGGGCCGCAGAGCUGGUGUAAAGUGCCGGGACAGCAAAUGGAGGUAUAAGCCAUGUCUACCAUCUAUCAUUAUGGGAAAUGUCCAGUCCAACAAGGUGGACGAGGUAAUGGCGCUAACGAGACUGCAACAGGAGUACAGAGAGUGA
This is a messenger RNA of Monopterus albus (swamp eel), 2379 nucleotides long. RefSeq names its product meprin A, alpha (PABA peptide hydrolase), tandem duplicate 2 (gene mep1a.2). Lineage: Eukaryota; Metazoa; Chordata; Actinopteri; Synbranchiformes; Synbranchidae. The transcript is spliced from 15 exons. Gene Ontology annotation, molecular function: zinc ion binding; protein binding; metalloendopeptidase activity. Gene Ontology annotation, biological process: proteolysis. Gene Ontology annotation, cellular component: membrane. The record is from RefSeq and is a predicted model, not a curated record. The coding region runs from base 1 to 2379 and encodes 792 amino acids.